ACGCCUCUGGAUAGGUAGUUUGGUUCGGUCAGGAGACUAAAAAGACUGUUUCUGGUGAAUGAUGCGUGACGGUUUUUAUGUAAUUUACCCCAAAAUAAAUCAUUGUGGUUAGGUUCAGUGAAGUAAGUAAUGGAAGUCAGAAGCGAGAAGAGGCUCUUGACGCCUGCACCGGGAUAACGCAAACCGUGGAAAUCAGUGUUACUUCAAGAAGGAAAGGAUUACAGUUACUGUAAUUGGACCGAUUCUCAAGCCAGAAUGUCACUGAAUCGGGUUUACACCGGUAUGGACAAAGAACAACCUAACGAGAAUGGACACGGGCACGGAACGGCUAUAACGCACAGGGUAACCGUGCGCAAGUCCGGUUGCUGCCUGUGUCUCCCGCGCGUAAUGCGACUAACCUUCUCGCCAGAAUCCCUCGAGCUGCUCUACCAGAUAUAUUUCAGAAGGCAGCGGCAGGAAACCCUCCUCGUGCUCAUGAUGUUUGCCGCCCUUUUCAACUGCUACAUCAUCAUCAUGUGCGCGGUGGUGUACUCACAAGAAAAGUUGGCAAUGAUUGUAGUUGCGGCUGUAGGUCUGACCGCGGAUAUCGCACUUUACACAGUUUGCCGUCUGGGCAAACUUCCCGCAUCUCCGGUUACCCGCGACGCGGUCCCCUACUUACUCUGGCUGAUGAUAGCCGUGCACGUGCUGUGCUACUUGGGUCUGAACUACCAGAGUUUCCCGCGGUCGAGCGAUGCUGUAGGCUGGCAGAUGUUCUUCUGCUUCUCGUGCUUUCUCACCCUGCCGCUGAAGCUCGUGCCCCUGCUGCUGCUUAGCACGCUCUCGUGCGGGAUUCACACGCUGGUUCACGGCAUCACCAUCAUGCGCAGUCUCCAGGACAACCUGAAGGGCACCAUGCUGGUCAGACAGCUCCUAGCUAACCUGGUUCUGUACGUGUGUGCGGUUGCCGUGGGCGUGGUCUCCUACUACAUGGCCGACAGGAAGUACAGAGCUGCCUUCCUGGAGGCACGACAGUCGCUCGAGGUCAAACUCACCCUGCAGGACCAGAGCACCCAGCAGGAGGAGUUGUUGCUGUCCAUCCUGCCUAAGCACAUAGCAGACGAGAUGCUGCAGGGGAUGCAGGAACAGAAGGACACGCAGCAGCAGUUCAACACCAUGUACAUGUACCGCCACGAGAACGUCAGCAUCCUGUUUGCAGACAUCGUGGGAUUCACCCAGCUCUCCUCCGCCUGCAGCGCCCAGGAGCUGGUCAAGCUGCUCAACGAGCUGUUCGCUCGCUUCGACAAGCUGGCCGAUAAACACUACCAGCUGAGGAUCAAGAUCCUGGGAGACUGUUACUACUGCAUCUGCGGCCUGCCUGAUUACCGUGCCGACCACGCCGCCUGCUCCAUCAUGAUGGGACUGGACAUGGUGGACGCCAUCUCGUACGUGCGUGAGACGACCCAGACGGAGGUAGACAUGCGUGUGGGCGUGCACACAGGCACCGUGCUGGGGGGCGUGCUGGGGCAGAAGAGGUGGCAGUUUGAUGUCUGGUCCACCGACGUCACCGUCGCCAACAAGAUGGAGUCUGGAGGCAUACCUGGGCGUGUGCACAUCUCGCAGAGCACCAUGGAGUGUUUGAGUGGAGAGUUUGAGCUGGAGGAGGGAAACGGAGGGGAGAGGUGUGAGUACCUCCUGGAGAGAGGCAUCACCACCUACCUGAUAUGCGACCACGCCAAGCCCCAACCAAUCAGAGACCACGCCAAGCCCCAACCAAUCAGCGACACAAAGCCAGUGUCCAAUAGAAACUCUCCCCAGCUGGUGAACACCAAGGUGACCAAUGGGAGCGCAGGCUCUGUGCGGCCCCCACACUCUAAACAGGUGGCGAGCCCAACGGGAAACAAGAUGGCAGACAGGAAGCAGACGAACAACCAGGAGAGCGAACAGGAACUCAACAAGCUCCUGCAUCUGCAGCUACUGGAGAGAGAGAGCCAGGAGACGGCAGCCUCCCAGCGCUUCAGCCAGGUGUCUCUGCGCUUCCUGGACGUGGGCCUGGAGGAGCGCUACUCUGCUGAGAAGGAGACCCAGAGUGGCCUGGCCUUCUGCUGCUGCUGCCUGGUGCUGCUGCUGGCUGCUGCCAUGCAGGCGCUCAUAGACCCCCUGCUGGUGGUGAACUAUGUGACGCUGGUCAUCGGACAGUGUCUGCUGCUUGUCCUCACCAUCUGCUCUGUGGCUGCAGUCUUCCCCAGGAAUUUCUCCAGGAGGCUGGUGUCGUUCUCCAUGUGGAUCGAUCGGACGCGCUGGGCGAGAAACGUCUGGGCCAUGUCGGCCAUCUUUGUUCUCACCAUGGCUGAGAUAGCAGACAUGCUAAGCUGCCUCCAGUCCCCCCAACCUCUCCUCAACACCAGCGCUGGCCUCAUGCUGCAGUCGCUAGGCAAUGAAGGAUGCGCCCAAAACCCCAAACAUUACAGCAUCAUGGCGGUGCUGUUGCUCGUGGCAACCACCAUGCUGGUACAGGUCAGCCACUUUGUCAAGCUGGGGCUGAUGCUGCUGGUUGUCGUGGCGACGGGCGCGGUCAACAUCUACAGCUGGAGGGACAUCUACGAUGUGUAUGACAUCAUGCUGUUCUCCAGUACGUCUCUGCUCCCUUCCAGGUACCUGAUGACCAUCAUGAUCAUCAUCAUGAUGAUCAGCUUAUACUACUUUUCCCGGCAUGUGGAGAGGCAGGCUCGCAGGAUGUUCCUGUGGAGGAUAGGGGUGCAGGAGCAGAAGGAGCAGGUGCUGGACAUGAGGGAACGUAACGAGGCCCUGGUCACCAACAUGCUGCCUGAACAUGUGGCCAAACACUUCCUGGGUACCAAGAAGAGAGAUGAGGAGCUGUACAGCCAGUCGUACGACGAGAUCGGGGUGAUGUUUGCCUCCAUCCCUAACUUCUCAGACUUCUACACGGAGGAGGGCAUCAACAACGGGGGCAUCGAGUGCCUCCGGAUCCUCAACGAGAUCAUCUCUGACUUCGACAGCUUACUGGACAGGUCUGAGUUUCUGUGCAUCACUAAAAUCAAGACGAUCGGCAGCACCUACAUGGCCGCUUCGGGCGUCUCCCCCGAGAGCAACACCAACGGCUACAGCAACCGCAAGCUGGAGGACCAGGUGUUGUUGGAGCGCUGGAUGCACCUGGCCGCCCUGGCAGACUUCGCUCUGGCCAUGAAGGUCACGCUGGCCAACCUCAACAGCCAGUCCUUCAACAACUUCAUGCUCCGCAUUGGGCUGAACAAAGGCCCAGUGCUGGCGGGGGUGAUUGGCGCCCGGAAGCCUCACUACGACAUCUGGGGAAACGCAGUGAACGUGGCGAGCAGGAUGGAGUCUACUGGGGUGAUGGGGAACAUCCAGGUGGUGGAGGACUGCUACAACAUCCUGAAGGAGUACGGCUUCCGUUUCGUCCGCAGGGGGCCGAUCUUCGUGAAGGGGAAGGGGGAGCUGCUCACCUUCUUCAUGAAGGGAAAAGACAAACAGACAAACACAACGACCAUCACCACCCUGCCACACCAAGUCCUGGAGCGCUCCUGACAGGAAAUAAAUUAACAAAUCGUGUUUUUUUCUGUAAAAAGGCCAACAUUUUACUCUCUCAGACUAAUAUGUUUAUGCAUAGACAUCUUUAAGCUAUUGUUAGCUCUGUGUGUCCUGUUUCUGGAAACUGACAUGGUUUAAAGAUUAAACUUCAAAACCCGUAAGGUUCAUACUCACAAAUCACUCUACUCAUAAAUCCUGGUCUUGAUUCCAACGAAUCUUUGCAAAAGUGUUAUUGAUUUUUGAUAAAUCUCCAUUGUCUAAUCCCAAAGUGGUCAGAAACUUUUGAAGAAAUUUGAUUGGUGCAGAUGUAUAACAGAGAGGGGCUGUGUAAUCAUUGCUAACUGUUUGAGAAAAAUCUAAAAAUGCAUAUUAAUAUAAAAUCAUCCACCCACAAGUUUAGUUACACAACUUUUAUACAUCUAGAAAUAGCAUAGUCAAGGUAAGAGCUAACACAGUAAGCGUCUGAAGACUUCGAACACUGAGUAUAUCAGCGAGUAGAUACAUCAACGUCAAGAACUAUUUCAUAGAACUGCAUGACUAUCAAUAUGCUCUAUUCUCUCCGGAUCAGCGCUAAGAUUUUAAACAGAGAUAUUAUCUGCCAUACUCAUUUAUUUCAAACUGAUGAGCUCAGGUUCUGUACUAUUUUAGGUUAUGCUUUAUUUAUUUAUUAUUGAAUUAUUAAAAUGUUUGCCUUAAAUGUUUCGUUGUUUUUAAUUUAACGUUCAGUUGCAGUCCUGCUCUUGGCCUCUGAAUGUACUCGUUGCUCUCUGAAUUGGUCUUUACAGAUCUAGGACAAGAGUAGGCCAUUAAAAGCUCUUUCUCGUCCUAAAUCCUAUUUUAGAAAGGGAGACAUACCUCAUUUAAUUUUCGACAAAGUUUAAAGAAUGUAGGUUGAUUAUCAGAGAUGGCAGAUUAAGUAUCUUAUGGUCAACACUCUUGCUUUAGGUAAGUGCACUAUUCGCUGUCAUCGCUGAUAUCCAUGCUGAAGCAGUGAUUCCUUUCUGAGGCACUAGGAAAUAAUCGGGAAUUAUGUUGUCACAUAAUGCCUUUCUA
This is a messenger RNA of Osmerus eperlanus (European smelt), 4602 nucleotides long. Its product is annotated as adenylate cyclase type 3-like. Gene Ontology annotation, biological process: cAMP biosynthetic process; intracellular signal transduction; adenylate cyclase-activating G protein-coupled receptor signaling pathway. The record is from RefSeq and is a predicted model, not a curated record. The transcript has 20 exons. Gene Ontology annotation, molecular function: adenylate cyclase activity. Gene Ontology annotation, cellular component: plasma membrane. The coding region runs from base 256 to 3546 and encodes 1096 amino acids. NCBI's taxonomy places the organism in Eukaryota, Metazoa, Chordata, Actinopteri, Osmeriformes, Osmeridae.